AUGAUCCAUAUUUCUAUUAGGGCAGCGGAAUGGGGUGAUAUGGAAGCUUUUUUAUGGAAAGGUCGAUUAAGAAUUAUGUCUGUGGGAGAAAAAUGUUUUAUCAGAUUAGAAGACGAUACUAAUUCCGUUGAACCAGUACGUGAUUCUUCAAGAUAUUUUGUUUUACGGAUUGAAAAUACUGAUGGCAUAGGAUUUCAAGAACGUUCAGAGGCAUUCGAUUUUCAAAAAGAAGCGGCUGAGCGCGCCAAAAUUUCUGCAUUGACACCGAAAAAAGAUUAUAGUUUAAAAGAGGGUCAAACAAUUAGCAUUAACCUCGGUCAUCAUAAAUCAAAACAUUCAAGACAUCAAUCAGUUGAUCAUAUUCCAAUAUCUGAAGAAACUGGAGAAUUAGAGUUGAGUCAAGAUUGGAAUAAAGCAUAG
This is a messenger RNA of Racocetra fulgida, 420 nucleotides long. NCBI's taxonomy places the organism in Eukaryota, Fungi, Glomeromycota, Glomeromycetes, Diversisporales, Gigasporaceae. The record is from the annotation of a GenBank genome assembly.